Molecule: messenger RNA, 1545 nt
Organism: Canariomyces notabilis
Lineage: Eukaryota; Fungi; Ascomycota; Sordariomycetes; Sordariales; Chaetomiaceae
Product: ser/Thr protein phosphatase superfamily
Exons: 2
Coding region: 327-1187 (286 amino acids)
Molecular function (GO): hydrolase activity
Source: RefSeq, a predicted model, not a curated record
CCAGCAUCCGUGGUGGUUAGAAUAGAGUAGAAGUUAAAGUACCCUAUUUCCUCAUAAUAAAGCCUUAUGAUCAUUUAGGGUAUGGAAAGACCACUUGCAGGAAUUGAGUGCGUUGCCUUCAAAACCACCGUUUCCACAAGACUGGAAUUCUUUUGACUCUAAAGUUGGGUACCGCGCUUCGUCUCCUGGACCACAUCGGAAAUACCUACCUACCCAAGGCGAGAACCACAUUAUCGACCUGCGCGCGCAAUACCUUUCGACAUCGGACAAACUAAAUAACUUAAGUCACGAUAUUUUUUUAUCAUCGACUUGCACCAAGAGAAAGAAUGAAAACGGUGUUAAGAAUCCUGCAGCAACACCUAUGGCCAGCAAAGCCUCAAGUCCAGAUUCUCUCCGACCUGCACCUCGAAAUAGGCCAACAGUACUCAACCUUCACGUUCCCUGCAACAGCGCCUUUUCUGCUGCUGGCAGGCGACAUUGGCCGUCUGAUCGAUUAUGACGGUUAUCGCAGCUUCCUCGAAUCGCAAGCCGCCCGGUACACGAAAGUAUUCCUGGUGCUAGGAAACCACGAGUUCUAUGGCAUGGAUUACGCGUCAGGACUUGAGACGGCGCGACGACUCUCACAGGAACCAUCGCUCUCUGACAAGGUGGUGCUCUUGCACCGUAGCAGAUGGGACGAUCCCAAUUCCUGCUUGACCAUCCUCGGCUGCACCCUCUGGUCGGCGAUCCCGGAAGACGCAUGUGCUCUUGUUGAAGGCAACGUCAACGACUUCAAGCAGAUAAAGGAGUGGACCGCGCACAAUCACAACAAAGUCCACAGCGAGGAGGUCGCCUGGCUGCGCGACGAGGUGGUGCGAGUCCAGGCCAGUUCGCAAAGUGGAAAGAGAAGCAUUCUUGUCGUCAGCCACCAUGCGCCCUGUAUCAAGGGCUCUUCCCGGCCAGAACACGACGGAAGCCCGUGGACACCGGCAUUUGCAACUGACUUGGUGGAGGAAGAGUGGUGUAAGGGGGUCAAAGUGUGGGCGUUUGGUCACACGCACUACUCAAACCGAUUUUGGAGGAAUGGCAUAAAGCUGGUGUCGAACCAGCGGGGCUAUACUCUCCCCGGAGGCGUGUCGCUUGAGCCGAAAUUCGCGGGGAGGAAGCCGAGGUAUCAGUUUGAUGCUGCUCUAGCCAUCGCCGUGUAGCGCAUAAUCGCAAGGAAGAGCGUUCUGACAACACCUAUGGCUCUUGAUGCUGAUGGAGGCGUGACAUGGAAAGUGUCUGGACAAUAUUUGCAGGAGACGGGGAAAAGCUAUGGUUGAAGAGUUUGGCAUGCCAGGCUCCCUAGGUAAGGGCCUGCAACCCCAAGCGGUGGAUGCAACGUAUGUUAAAGCCAGAUCCAUAGGUUUCGUAUGUACCUGCAAGACAUCUACAGGCCGUCCCGUGGAAGCCGAGUACGUUCCUACACAUAGUCGGGCAUGUAAGGUAGCAGUGCGGUAGUUAACUUGAACGGCCUGUGCAUAAGGUAUGAAUUAUGUGCAAUCCCCGCCAUUGAAGAAUGAC